AUGGGGAGCUACCGCUGCGAAAGCAAGGAUGACUUACACCAGCAGCGGUCACAGUUUUUGUCAGUGGAGUGUCAAGCAAGGUUCGGCUCUGCCAUACUGAAUAACUGCCUCCAUGGUCUUGCCGCACCCUGUUCCAAAUCCAUCCCAUGCUCCUAUUUGUCUGAGGUCGCAGCGGCAGGUGGAAUAGGGGUUGGUUUCAAAUUGGCUGUUCCUCUGUUGUGCAAGACUGUUCUCACUCUGGGCUUGCUUUCCCUUUCUGAUGACUGGGUAGAAUCAGGAGCAACUUCGCUGUUCUUUGCUGCACAGCAAGGCCACAACGACGUAGUGAAGUUUCUCUUUGAAUUUGGAGCCUCCACUGAAUUUAAGAAUAAAGAUGGAGGUACUGCUCUUCUCGCUGCUUGUCAGUACGGGCAUGCAAAAGUAGUGGAAACUCUGUUGAAGCACGGUGCCAACAUUCACGAUCAACUUUAUGAUGGAGCUUCUGCAAUUUUCCUGGCAGCACAAGGAGGCUAUCUGGAUGUCAUCCGAUUGCUGCUUUCCUCAGGAGCAAAGGUUAACCAGCCACGGCAGGACGGGACGGCUCCCUUGUGGAUUGCAUCUCAGAUGGGUCACAGUGAGGUGGUGCGAGUAAUGCUGCUCCGGGGAGCUGAGCGAGACGCCGCCCGGGACGACGGUACAACUGCUUUACUGAAGGCUGCCAUUAAAGGGUACAACAACGUGAUAGAAGAGUUGCUGAAAUUCUCUCCCACGCUUGGCCUGCUAAAGAACGGGACCUCUGCUCUCCACGCAGCCGUCCUGAGCGGCAACGUGAGGACAGUGGCUCUGCUCCUCGAAGCCGGAGCGGACCCGUGCCUGAGGAACAAGGCAAAUGAGCUGCCAGCAGAACUAACGAAAAAUGAACGCAUCCUCCGCCUCCUCCGCACGAAGGAGAAGCAAAGGAAAAGCUAA
Molecule: messenger RNA, 948 nt
Organism: Leptosomus discolor (cuckoo roller)
Lineage: Eukaryota; Metazoa; Chordata; Aves; Leptosomiformes; Leptosomidae
Source: RefSeq, a predicted model, not a curated record